UCUAGUCACACAACAGCCUGUCCUUAUGCUUUCUGUCAUAUUGCCAGAGUUGCGCUGGGAAAAAAUUAACAUCACCGCAGUGUUGGGCAACUGACAUCAGCUGUUUUAUCACACACCAUACUUUGAACACGAAUGGCUGAAGCCCGAUAUCAGGAUGGAGAUGAAGAUUGUCCAAAUGUUAGCACUACAGGAAGAGGAGAUUCAACAGACUGUUCAGAAAGGAAUAAACCCGAACACAUACAUGUGAGUCAAGGACCCCUCUCCUCUAUCAAAGCAGCCUUUAAGAGAACAUCUGCACGUGCUCAUUCACAGACUGACUACACCAGAGAAAGAAGGCGUCCAGAGAUUACCAUCCUGUCUGCAGAGCCGCUAACAGCCACUUCCUGGUUUCAAGGGGCAUCUGGACGAGCGUGUACCGCCACACAAUCAGUCUGGAGUGAGAACAUAUUGAGCCCUGUUCAGCUCCCACCGUCCUAUGAACAGGUGAUCAAAGAGAAGACCCAAGAGCAGGAUACCACGCCUACACCCCUUCCACGUCGCUCACUAACAACCACUAUUGCCACUCAGACUGACACAUUAGAGCAGAAUGCCACUAAUUCAUAUUCCAAAACGCCUCUGCUGUUGAUCCAACAACAAAGAAGUGAAGUCAUAUCAAAACAGCCAAAAAAACCACCUCGUCCAUCACUUCCAUCUAAACGCAAAGCACCUCAAAUCAGUCCCAAACAACUGUGUUCUGAUGAAGAGAACACAAUUUCCAUCCAGCCUUGCGUUAAUGAUAAAAAUUGCUCUAAUACCAGCACAGCUACUGAUCUAACACCAAUUCAACACCCUGUGCCCCGGCCACGUUCCAAAACUAAACAGAACCCAGCCAGCCAGGUCAAUGUGCCACCUCUGAUACUAUUGCAAGACAGCUGGGAGGUUGAUCCUGUAACCCCUGUGGAGAGCUCUAAUGCUCAUUCAGGCAAGUAUCUCAAAGAACUCUUGGAUGUUUUUAGCUCGGAACCUCAAAAUGAUCUAAGCACCCCUGUCAAGAUCCAAGAAAAGGAAACAGAUCAAACUGCACAGAACCUUAGCGAGAACAUGACCGCACUCCACAGUGACCGCAACAUCCGUGCAAAGAUCCAAGCUUUCGAAAGUCAAUCUAACAUAGAGAACUAUGAAACCGCAGCACCUUUACCCAGGCCUCGAAAAGCUAACACCAAACCACCUGUGCUGGCACCAAAACCCUCCAUUGCCCCCCGACCCUCCAUCAAAAAACCCAUAGAAGAAGAACUUCCACUGGAUAAUCACAUUAAUGAAGAUGUCAAAAUACCACCUACACCAGCUCCAAGACCUCAGUCAUUCAAAAAAACAUCUUCGGAAUCAAAAGUUGAAUCAGAUUUUCAGUCCUCCUUUAGGACGAUCCCCAUCCCUCCAUCACGACCCUCACUGGUCAGAGUUAAGAAUGUGAGCUCCCCUGAGGAGGAACUAGUAUUCAAAGGACCUCCAUCUCCCCUCAAGCCCAGCAAAGACCUACUCAACUUCAACAAUCACAACUCUACUGCACUUCUCUCUAAUGUCACGUCCACAGACAACAUACAAACCAGUGACUUUGUGGAUGCUGCUAUUAACAACUCUUCUAUUAAACCUGGACAUCAAGGGGGAUUCAGCUACACAGUGCCAAACAUUCAGGGAGUGACCAGAAGGCCCACAGUCAUCAGAGUCCCAAGUAAAACUGACAAGUACUUUGAAGAGGUGACAGGUGUUCCUCCUCCUUUACCUGUCCAGAAAGCUGUGGGUGGCCCCCCUACACCUGCCAAACCCUCUCUUAAAGAUUCCUUCAGUCUGCUGUCUGAUGUUUCUCUUCCACCACGGCCCAGCGGAGGAAAGGUUCUGCCUCCUCGCCCACCACCGGCUAAAGCAAACCCAGGAAGACCUCCUCCUCCGCAGAUAGGCGGCUCUCUGCGCAGGCCCAAUGAUAACACAGUUCCACAAGGAUUAUCUAUAAAACGACAGCAACCUCAAUCUCAGCAACCAAACCACCGAGCUUCGAGAAAAGGACCCGCCCUGCCGCCAAGACCCAACCCUGGACGUUCCCUUUAUAACAAAUACACACUUGAGAUCCCUCACGGCAUUGCUCAGUUUGACCACAAUGGCACAAACACUGGGGAGUUGUCCUUUCAGAAAAAUGAAGUCCUUGUCUUACUCGAACAAUUAGACAGUAAGACAUUUGGUUGCCAAGUGGGAAAUGCUGAGGGAACAGUGCAGACGACACAUAUGAAGAUUAUAACACCUUUAACAAAUUUACCCUACAAUACUGCACCACAGAAGAACAACCCAUCUCAAACUUUCAGUGGAGUGGUGGUUAAUACUGGAUCUUUACAAGUGCAAGCACUUUAUGACUUCACACCUGAGGGUCCAGGAGAGCUGGCUUUGAGGGCUGGUGAUGUAGUGUCUAAUGUAGAACAACUAGACAGUGACUGGUACACGGGGACGUGCAAAAACAUGACUGGAUGUUUCCCUGUUAACUACGUUAAAACAAUGAACAAACCUGUUGCACCUGCCCCAGUAUGUAGCAAUGAAUGGAAACCUAAACCUAAACCUGCUCCUGCGGCCAUCAGUGGCCCAAGAUGUGAAGCAAGGUUUGAUUUCGAAGGAGAGCAAGGCGGUGAGCUGUCAUUCUCUGAGGGUGAUGUUAUUCAGCUUCUGGAGUAUGUUGAAGACGAAUGGGCUUCUGGAAGGUUGAACGGCCACGUUGGGAUUUUCCCUCUUAACUAUGUGGAAGUGCUUGAGGAUCUUCCUCCAGUCCCAGUGCAGAAAUCUGCACCAAACAAGUUUGCACUGCCUGGAAUGGCUGGUUUAACUAACACACAAAGGUCAUACAAAGCCAAUGAGGCUGAAGGUGUGGAGUGGGCCAAAGCUCUCUAUGACUUCAGUGCAGAGACGGAGGAUGACCUGGCCUUCCAGCAGGGAGACCGAAUCCUGGUCACAGCUCACAUAGAUGAUGAGUGGUGGAGUGGGAGGCUCAAUGGAAGAGAAGGCGUCUUCCCGAAAGCAUUUGUAGAGGUCGCUACAGGUGGAUGGAAGUGACCGAUUAUCAAUCAAGAUCUUACAAAACCAGUGUUUUCUUGUGCCAGAUUUUUUUAUUUUGCAUUUUUUACCAAGGGCUUCAUUCAAACUCAGUUUGUCUAAUGUAUUAUGUUACUUCUGAUUUAUACUGUUUAAGGUCUAUUUAUUGCGUCUUCACAGCACAGGAUGCACUUGUUUAAACCUCAAAAGCAAGUGCGGAGCACCACCUUGUGUCUGGAAUGGACAACAGACACACGUUUUAGCCAAAUUUAUGAUGUCAUGUUUUACCUGUUUUUUACCUGGUUAUUAAAGCAGCCUUGUCUUUAAAAAAAUUACCUAAAUAAACGGGUUAAAUUGU
Messenger RNA from Triplophysa dalaica, 3406 nucleotides. It is a transcript of the gene sh3d19, whose product is annotated as SH3 domain containing 19. The transcript is spliced from 20 exons. The record is from RefSeq and is a predicted model, not a curated record. Lineage: Eukaryota; Metazoa; Chordata; Actinopteri; Cypriniformes; Nemacheilidae. Gene Ontology annotation, molecular function: protein binding. Bases 133 to 3069 code for a protein of 978 amino acids.